Naumovozyma castellii is the source of this 1494-nucleotide messenger RNA. RefSeq names its product beclin 1 (gene VPS30). The transcript has a single exon. The record is from RefSeq and is a predicted model, not a curated record. Lineage: Eukaryota; Fungi; Ascomycota; Saccharomycetes; Saccharomycetales; Saccharomycetaceae. Bases 1 to 1494 code for a protein of 497 amino acids.
AUGUCUACUCCUAAGCAACCCAUACGAUGUCAAAACUGUCAAUUACCACUUCAAAUCGAUGGUUCCUUACUGGACCUUAGUCUCACACAGCAGAAUACCCUACUAGAUUCCCUUGCCAAUGAGACCUCCAUUAACGACACACAUUUAAUCUCCCCAAUCCCAAAAGAUCGUCUUCAAAAUUUACAAAACGUAAAACCAGCAUCUCAAUUGGAUUUAAAACCUAACAAUCAAGAAUCAUACAUUUUCCUAAAACAAUCCAAACUACCAACAGAAUCUCAGGAUCAAGAAGAUUUGCAACCGUCUUCACAGGGAGUCUCUAAGACGUUAUCCACCCAAACGAGUGUUCUCUCAAAUAUAUUUAAUAUCUUAUCAGGGAGAAAUAAGAUUGAUUAUCCUGUUUGCCAAGAUUGUUGUAAUUUACUGAUACAAGAUUUGAAGAAUCAAUACGAUUCCGCAAUCAAGGAAAGGGAUACCUACAUGGGUUUCUUGAAGAAAUUGGAGGCACAAAAAGAGCAACAACAACAAAAUGAAGGUGUGCUUACUGAUAAAGAUGACUCAGACUCCUUGAUAGCGGUCGAAGAUCUACAAAGAGAAAAGAGUUCAUUAUUUCAAGACUUAUUAAAACUGGAGAAGGAAGAUGAGGAAUUAGAUGAACAAAUCAAGGAUUUGGAGCUGAAACUUGAGCAGAAGAAAAAUAAUGAAAUGGAGAUGAUUGAAAGAGAUAAUUUGACCCAUUUGGAUCAUAUUAACUUUUUGAAGGAAACACAAUCUUUGAAAAAUCAAUAUAAUAGGGCUCUUAAUGACCUUGACCAAUUGAGAAAGAUUAAUAUAUAUGAUGAAACUUUCAAAAUUGCACAUAACGGUCCAUUUGCUACCAUAAAUGGAUUGAGAAUUGGCGGGUUUGACGACUUGAAGGUAUCUUGGAAGGAAAUUAAUGCUGGGAUAGGCCAUGUUGUAUUGUUGCUCGCUACCAUAGUAACACAAUUAAAUUGUUCCAUUAAUGGAUAUAGAUUAAGACCUAUGGGUUCCUUCUCAAAGAUCUUAAAAUAUAACACCGAUUCACAGGAUUGGAUAACAUUUGAAGCAUUUCAUGACGAGAAAUUUAAAAUCGGUAAACUUUUGCAUAAGGAAACUGAACUCGAUAGGGCCUUGGAAAGUUUACUGGAAAUUAUUCAACAGAUGGCCAUAUCCAUUUCAACUGGUCCUAGAAGAACCUCUACUCAUGAAGAAAUUCCAUUGAAUGUGGUGACAAGCCAUCAGACUAGAAAAUCAUUAACUGAUAAUGAAAACGAAAAUAGAGACUUGGUUAAUUCAGCAAAUGAAAUUGAAUUGCCUUAUAUAAUGCAUAAGGAUAAGAUAAAUGGAAUAUCAGUUAAAUUAUUUGGUGCUGACCCAAAUCUAGAAUGGACUACCGCUAUGAAAUUUUUAUUAACCAACGUGAAAUGGCUAUUAGCCUAUUCAUCCAGUCAAUUAAUAUCAUCCAGUCGUAUAUAA